This is a messenger RNA of Suhomyces tanzawaensis NRRL Y-17324, 634 nucleotides long. RefSeq lists its product as uncharacterized. The transcript has a single exon. The record is from RefSeq and is a predicted model, not a curated record. Bases 59 to 466 code for a protein of 135 amino acids. Lineage: Eukaryota; Fungi; Ascomycota; Pichiomycetes; Serinales; Debaryomycetaceae.
GGGCAUUCUAGCCACACCAGUGCAUGCGAAGCAGAUACUGUGUUGAAUCUCAAGAUCCAUGCCAUUCCUUGAACUUUCCACUUCGCCAGUCUGGUUGCUGGCAAUUUGCAGGUUGGUGCUGUCCAGACUUGGCAUUGUGGACCGCGAGAUUACCGCGACAAGAGGCUCAGUGAUAAAUAGGGGAUUGUACGCAAGACCAGACGGGGCUGGUGGUAGCCGUAGAGGCACAAGAAACCAGACCACUCAUGUGCUGAACUCUCAUUGCUUAAGCACUCUACAAAAUCCUUUAGGCACAACGCGGUCUACGAACUCUAGCCAAGACUUAGUGAGAGGCCUGAUAGGUAGUGAUUUUUUGUCUCGGAAGUUGAUGCCGUACAAUACAAGAGGUGCCACAGAGGGCACUCGCAAAGAGUUACAAUCUGGCGGGCAGGAAAGGUGGAAGGGUAUGGCUUUGGUUGUAGAAUAGAUGUAGUUAUUGCUGCCUUAGCACCACGAGAGGUUCCGCGAUAUCAGGUACUAAUCAUCACCCACAAGAAAAUUCGGGUCUAGUGCUUUCAACAUUUCAAUUUUUUUACUCGUGCUGCUUUCCCAAGAGCACCUUGAGAGCCCACAUUGUCGUGGAAUACUCUCCCAA